AUGGUACUGGUAUUCAUUUGCACAUUCAUUCUUUUCACACCAAUUUUAAUAUGGCUCUAUUCUUGGUAUAUAUCAGCAGUGAGUUUGGAAUCUCUUGAAAAAAUUGAAAAAUAUAUAUAUAUAUAUAAAUAUUCCAGGUUCCCAAAAGUUAUGCAAAAUACGGUACAAGAUUAUAUGAUAAAGUACAAAAAAAUUUAAUGUUAUUGCAUGAACCAUAUCAUCCAAGUUGGUGGUGUCCAUUUGGAACAACUCAAACGAUUGUUAGACAAAUCUUCAGGGAUUGUCCAAAACUUCCAUUCCAAAGGUCAGUUUUACACAGGAGCAGGUUUAGGAUCUUCAGUUCCCAGGGAAACCCUUAUCAGAAUCUAGUAAAUUUUCACAGAUGGCUCAAACUUCCCCUGAACUUUUGACCUCCCGCUCUUUCUCUCCUGGAAAAAAUCAUAAAUAAUUUACAUGCCACUUUGUCUGUAGUGUUUUAUAUUUUAUCAGUGUUCAUAUAAAGUUAACUGCAACAUCAAAUUGAUAAGAGACGAACUUUGUCUCCAAGUUUUCCUUCCAGAGAAAUCGUGGAAUUCGACGAUGGCGGUGCAGCUGGAAUCGAUUGGCUCAUUCCAGAAGGAGCUGACGACAACACACCGAUUGUUGUUUUCUUGCCAGGGAUCACUGGUUAGUUGUUGCCCAGGGAAACGUAACUAAAAUACAAUUUCAGGUAGUACCCAUGACGCCAGUUAUGUUCUUCAUCCAGUUAUUGAAGCAAGAGAUAAGGGAUGGAAAUGUUUGGUGGUGAAUCCAAGAGGUCUUGGUGGAGUUAAACUUCGGACCACCAAGUGAGUUAGGAAAUGGGAAAUGUGUUCAACACUUUCUUCUACAGAACCUACAACGCUGCCACUCCCCACGACUUUGCCCAAAUCGCACAAAUGGUUCAUGAACGCUAUCCGAACGCAAAGAAACUAGGAUGUGGAUUUUCAAUGGGAGGGUUUGUUUAUUUCGCUUUAUUUGUUCUUUCAAACAACACCAACAACUGAUAUCAAAUUUCUAUUUAUUCAGAAUGAUUCUCUGGAACUAUCUUGCAAUGGUAGGCGAGAAUGCUCAUCUUGAUGGUGGUAUGAUUGUUUCAUCACCAUGGGAUCCAAUGAUUGCUUCGGAUUCGAUUGAACAAUUUAUUCCACAAUUGAUCUUUAAUCGAUUUAUUGCCAAGAAUCUUGUUGAUAUUGUUAAACCGUAUGUUUUUUUUAAUUCAAGAGUUACCCCAACUUUUUUGCCUAACCCAAAAUGUUUUCCAGAUACCGAGAAUUAUUCCAAAAAACCGUUGACUUCGAUGAAGUUUUAAAAUCCACAUCUGUUCGCGCAUUCGACAAAUCUUUCGUCACUCCAAUGUUCGGUUUCGAAAAUUAUGAAACUUAUUAUAAACUUGCCACUUUGCGAACCAAAGUUGACAAAAUCAAGAUUCCUGUUGUCACUUUGAAUGCUGUUGAUGACUAUUUCAGUCCAGUUGAAUGUAAGUGGAGUUUCAAAGAAGGCGAAUUUAAUUCUAGAUUCUAUGAUUUCAGGCAUCCCUGUGAAUGAUAUAAUGGAAAGUGAGCAUGUUGUCGGUAUUAUCACUAAUCAUGGUGGUCACACAGCUUUCAUGGAAUCGGCAGAUCCGAAUGCUAGAGGAAUGGUCGAAAAAUUGUUAUCUCAAUGGGGAAACCUCAUCUUUCAUGAUCUAUAG
This is a messenger RNA of Caenorhabditis angaria, 1711 nucleotides long. Lineage: Eukaryota; Metazoa; Nematoda; Chromadorea; Rhabditida; Rhabditidae. The record is from the annotation of a GenBank genome assembly.